AUGCAGCAAUUGAUUACUUAUAUCUCCAUGACCCACUCCCCAAUGAUAACAGCCAUCGACACCGUGCGCGCCUACACCUCAGGACCCCGCCUUUUGGUCGAGGUCGACAUCGUCAUGGACCCGCACGAAUCGCUGCGGGCCACGCAUGACGUCGCGGAGUUGCAGAUGAAGCUAGAGUCGUUGCCGGAUGUGGAGAGGGCGUAUGUUCAUGUGGACUAUGAGACGACGCAUAAGCCGGAGCAUUUUUUGAAGAAGGAAUCAUGGUGUAUUUGUACUGCUAUCUCUAUAUACUGGUAA
Molecule: messenger RNA, 297 nt
Organism: Aspergillus chevalieri
Lineage: Eukaryota; Fungi; Ascomycota; Eurotiomycetes; Eurotiales; Aspergillaceae
Exons: 2
Coding region: 1-297 (98 amino acids)
Cellular component (GO): membrane
Molecular function (GO): monoatomic cation transmembrane transporter activity
Source: RefSeq, a predicted model, not a curated record